This is a messenger RNA of Ceratina calcarata, 2004 nucleotides long. Its product is annotated as Suppressor of Cytokine Signaling at 44A. Lineage: Eukaryota; Metazoa; Arthropoda; Insecta; Hymenoptera; Apidae. Gene Ontology annotation, biological process: phosphatidylinositol phosphate biosynthetic process; protein ubiquitination; regulation of growth. Gene Ontology annotation, molecular function: 1-phosphatidylinositol-3-kinase regulator activity. The transcript is spliced from 3 exons. The coding region runs from base 283 to 1479 and encodes 398 amino acids. Gene Ontology annotation, cellular component: phosphatidylinositol 3-kinase complex. The record is from RefSeq and is a predicted model, not a curated record.
CUCAUUUCUUCUCUCUGGCUAUACACAAAACAUUCGUCGCGUUCAGUGAACGUGAGAACUUGAGAACAGUUGAGAGAAACAACGAGCUGAGACUAGGGGGAUACAACCAAGUUCGUCGACUUUUGAACAAUAGGAAAGAUAAUAUUGACGUAAUCGCUGUGAUCGUGAGACAAAAGGAAAGCCGGGGAAUACAUGGAGUGUGGAAUAAUUUUUGAUAAGAUAGCGGAAGCGAACCCUUUUUACGAUUUGGAUCCAGUUUAAAGGGUCGCAGAACAUUCGAGUAUGAUAAGUCAAACGUCGGAGGAGGUGAUCACGUCCGCGGCAACAAGCGCGACGAGAACGUCGAACCAAGACACGAAAUCGCGUAAACUGAACGCGAAUGCAUUGAAUUUGUUCUGGUGGCGUGAUUCACAACGUGAAAAGAAAGAAGACCUGGUAGAAGUGACAAUCGUCAAGAGAAAAACGAGGGAUGCAUUCUCGAAUAGAAUGUCCGACUUCUUCAAGAACAUCAAGAAACACGUGAGGAUAAGAAAGCGUAAAUCCCAGCAGAGGAGGGAGGUUGAAACACCUAGCUUGCAAAACGAUGCGAACUCUGACCUGCUGACAUCUCAAAACAACGGACUUACGGCCUCUUUGGAAGAGAACAAUGUAUCUGACUUAAGAAAUGAGGAUCCUGCCAGGAAUACAAGUGUCCAAAGUAGUAACGAAACUUUGACUGCCACUGAAAUAUCGGAGAACCAAAAUGAAACUGCACAAAGUUAUUCUGAUAUAGAAAAUAAAUUAGAAGUAGUUGACGCACAGAUUACUGAUAAUGAUAUUAAAAUUAAUUUUGACAAUGUUUCUGACCUAAGUCAAUCAUGUUCCAAUGAUAAGAGGCAACAAUCAGAAAGAACAGUAGAAGAUAAUGCAACAGAAUCUCAAAUUGAAAGAUUUGAAGAGAAUACAGACGCUAAUACGAGUAAUGAGAACAAAGUAAAAGCUAGCCUUACGAAAGAAUUACUUAAGUUAAGUAACUAUGGAUGGUACUGGGGUCCAAUAUCAGGCACUGAAGCUGAUGCCAAACUUAUAUCUGAACCAGAUGGUGCAUUUUUAGUCAGGGACUCUUCAGAUGACAGAUAUGUCCUAACUCUAAGUUUUAAAUCAUCUGGUAAACUUCUCCAUACCCGCAUGGAACACAGCGGUGGUCUGUUUUCUUUAUGCAACCAAAGUGAUGGUGAAGCAUUUAGUUCCGUGGCUGAUUUAAUUGACUACUCUAUAAAUUUUAGUCAAACGGCAGUAUUUUGCUAUGCGCAACCUAGAUAUCCCGGUUAUCCAUCUUUCCCAGUUAGACUGACGAAGCCGGUGAGCAGGUUUACCCAGGUUCGAAGUUUGCAAUAUCUUUGUCGUUUCGUUAUACGUCAAAAUACUAGACUAGACAAUAUACAUAAACUGCCUUUACCAAAAACAAUCAAGGGUUACAUCGAAGAAGCUUAUUAUUAAUAGAUAUUAAAAGUCGUUAAAAUAUUUGUAGUGAUGCGAAGAGUUUUAUGAUAUUAAUAAUAUGGGUUUCAAAGUAAUAGAUCGUUUACAUUGUAUAGCAGUAACUUAUUCAGAAUUUCUGAGUCAUGAAAGAUAAGAUAGAGCUUUAUUUUAUAAAAAUGAAAUUACUCAUCGUCAAUACAAUUCAUUAAAGAAAAAAGAUUUUAUUGAUAAGGAAGAUCGUCAAAGAUAGUUCUUUGCGUCUUAAAAUAUGUACGUUAUAGUUUUGAAUCUAAUUCGAAGUUUAAUCAAUUCGUGAGUUACUUGGCUGUGUAAAUAUAUUUUUUAUAAUCAUCUCCUGCUCAAUAUGAUAAGGUAAUUCUCCUCGUUUAAUGGAGGCACAAGAUAAUCUUGUAUAAAAAUAAAAGACUACUGUUUUAACCUUUAUAUCUCGCACCGAAGUAAGUCACGUUAGAUUCAACCGCAACUUGUACAGAAUUUGUUAAAAUAUGGUACUGAAAUAAAUUAGCCAUCGUUGUUAAUUCA